Molecule: messenger RNA, 5388 nt
Organism: Myripristis murdjan (pinecone soldierfish)
Lineage: Eukaryota; Metazoa; Chordata; Actinopteri; Holocentriformes; Holocentridae
Gene: vwde
Product: von Willebrand factor D and EGF domains
Exons: 31
Coding region: 1-5304 (1767 amino acids)
Biological process (GO): anatomical structure development
Cellular component (GO): extracellular region; cell surface
Molecular function (GO): signaling receptor binding; calcium ion binding
Source: RefSeq, a predicted model, not a curated record
AUGAGACUUGUACUUGUUUGGAAACUUCUUCCGUGCAUUGUGUUCUUCUUACUUCCUAAUCCAGCUAAUCCACAAACAGCGCUCCCUCCAGAGUGUGCACCGGGGGGCCACUCUCUCCUGCAGAACCCCUACCGCAGCACCGCCUUCAGCUCCAGCUGGCUGCAGCAGUCGGCCCUGCAGGACUUCAUCUGCGACCACUCCCUCACGCCGGGCUGGUACCAGUUUCAGAUCUUCGACAAGCCGGCCAGCAUGCCCACCCAGUGCGUGGAGGUGAACCACUGUGGCACCCAGGCCCCGGUGUGGCUGUCCCUGGGCGAGGGCGAGUCCCUGCCGGGGCCGCUGGAGCUCAGGCAGCUGACGGCCUGCGCCGCCUGGCAGUUCUUCUCGAGCGCCAGCAGGGACUGCUGCCUGUUUCGCAUCCCCGUCAGCGUUCGCAACUGUGGAGACUUCUACGUCUACCUGCUGCAGCCCACUCAGGGGUGCAUGGGCUACUGCGCACAGGAGAUGUCGGACUCUUUGCCCACGGCGUCGCUGGCCUGCGGUCCUGAUGAGGUGAACGUCGAUGGAACGUGUAAAACCAAGAAGCCUCCCCCGCCGCCCGUCCCGGUGAUCGUCCCGGAGCUGUCGGGCAGCACCGUCUACCUGAGGUGCAGCUUCGAGGGCCACAGCUCCAACAGCUCGCUGGGCUUCGUGGUGGCCUGGUCCCGCCUGUCCCCCCAGGGCAGGAGGGAGGAGCUCAAACAGGAGACCACCAUCCAGACCUCCGCCCUCAUCGAGCUGGACGGCUUCAACCUCCGGCUUGGAGACACGAUAUUCUGCUCCAGCUCCAGUUUCUUCUUGGACUCGCCGGACAUUCAGGGACCCGCAGUGGAAAGUCAGGAGUUCUUUGCCGGGAUCAGGCUCAGACCGGAGGUGAGCAGCAUAUCUGAAGAUGGGACGGGGCACAAGCUGGUGGUGGAGAGCACAGUCCCUGUCCCGUGUUUGGAGGACUCCCCUUCCUCUACACAGCCGUGCACUCUGUCGCUGCAGCUGAGCACCAGCAACCAAGGCGGCGGUGUGUCGGGCGCUGAUGUGUCUCUGUCGUCCUGCGUGGUCGACCUGCCCCGCGGCCCCUGUCGGGACGGAGUCUGCAGCCGCGCUGUGAUCAGCUUCGUCGCUGUCACUGACUUUGUCAAAGACGGCAACAGGACGACCCAGAUCGCUGUGAAACCCACCGCCACAAACAACUUUCUCUGGAACGGAUAUUCACCAGAGCCGGUUCAGAUAAUGGUGAAGGAUGUUCCCUCUGCCUACUGCUACGCCUUCACUGAUCCCCACGUCAUCACAUUUGAUGGCAGGCGCUAUGAAAACUACCAAAUAGGCACUUUUGUUCUUUAUAAGAGCAACCGCCGGCCGUUUGAGGUCCACGUCCGUCAGUGGGAGUGCGGCAGCGUGGUGCACGCCGCCUCGUGCGUGUGCGGCUUCGUGGCGAGGGACGGCGGCGACGUCAUCGCCUUCGACAUGUGCAACGGGGAAAUGGGCGACACCAAGCCUCACCUGUCCGUCAAGAACAGAGACCUGAGCAAGAGCGCCAUUCGCAUCACCGAGUCCUACCAGGGCCGCAAAGUCACGAUGACCUUUUCGUCGGGAGCGUUUGUUCGUGCCGACGUGUCAGACUGGGGGAUGAGUCUGACCCUGAGAGCCCCCGGUUCGGACCGGAGCCACACCGAAGGCUUGUGUGGGACGUACGACGGGCAGCCAGACAACGACUUCCACUCAGCAGGGGGCGCCGUGUUGGACGAUCUGCAUGCUUUCAUCUCUGAAUGGAGGCUCCCUCCAGGUUCCAGCCUAUUUGACACAGUCCCGUCCUAUCAGAGCACACCGAGCCCCCGGAGGUACUGCAACUGUCAGGCAGAGCCCCUCCUCUCGUCUCCCAGAGCUCGAUCUCAACCAGUCGCCUCCUCCGACUCCACCUGCUCCCCCCACGGCAACGUGAAACUCCACAGUGUCAUCCCCACUCUGGACGUCACGGCCGAGUACAUCAGCUCGGUGGAACUGCUCAGAAGUGAAGAGAACCACAGACACCCGCCGGGACGCUUUAGCCAGCGCACCCGGGAGCAUCAAGGAGGUUCGGUGUCAGCAUCCGCCCGGAGGAGCAGAGGCAGGCGGCAGUCCUACCAGUACGUCUCCAACCCCCCGUACCAAAGCCUCAGUCAGUCCGACCUCGAAGGCUUCACCUAUUUCUUUCCAGAGGACCAUGAACCGGCACCACAUCCGGACGCCUCCUCUCCCCCGGCCUGGCCCACUCCCUCCGGACUGACCGAGCAGCAGGCCAGGGUCCGGUGUCUGAGCACCGUGGCUAACUCCAGCAUAGCCCUUGGCUGUGGGCACCUGCUGGGACAGAGUGUUGUUAGCCACGCAGUGACCAUGUGCGUUACUGACAUGCAGCUGAAGGAUGAGCAGUCAUGGUUAAAUGCCACCUUACCCCUGCUGGAGAAUGAGUGUGAGCGGAGGCUGCUGGAGGAGAGGCUGCGAGAAGGAGUGUACCAGGACGUGCAGGCCAUCCUCAAAUGUCCCAGUCUGUGCAGCGGGAACGGCCAGUGCUCUGAGUGGGGCUGCGUCUGCUUCCCAGGGUUCGGGUCCUACGAUUGCAGCGUGUUGUCUGACCAGAUCCCGGAGAUCACGGAGCUGGAGAAGGAGGGUCUGUGUGACGUGCGACAGGGAGACUGCUCCACCGUCCAGGUCUACGGCCAAGGCUUCAAGGACUCCUACGAGCUCAAGUGUGAGUUUGUUAAAGAAAAGUUUGUGGAUGGGGAGUGGGUCCUGGACGAGCCCCAGUUUGCCCUGGCCACCUUCCUGGAUGUGACGGCUCUGGAGUGUCAGCUCCCCCUGGAGGACAGCCAGGCCCAAGCAGGCCCGGACCUGGAAACAUCCGCUGACAGGCCGCUGGCCCGCUGGCAGAUCAAAGUGUCCAACGACGGCUACAGCUACAGCAACGCCAAGAUACUGACCCUGUAUGACGGAGCCUGCCAGAUCUGCAGCCUCAACUCCGAGGUUCUUUGCACGCUGAGAGAGAAAACGUGCAACAUUGACAGUCUGUGUUACAGCGAGGGCGACCGCAAUCCCAGCAGCCCUUGCCUGACAUGCCGCCCGGACUCCUCCAAACACACAUGGUCCAUAGCAGAGAACAACCAGCCUCCGGUGCUGCAGUCGCUGCCGUCUCGUCUUCAGUCGUUCCAGGGGGAGAAUUUCGUCUACCAGCUGCAGGCUCAGGACCCCGAGGGCUCGCCGGUGCUCUUCACCCUGCAGUCGGGUCCCGCGGAUGCCUCUCUGUCUCCGGCCGGCCUGCUGAUCUGGAAAGCCGCUGCGGACUCCACCGACACACACACCUUCCACUUUACAGUGACAGACGACUGCAACGCUGAGACCAGAGCCUCUGUACAGGUGUCCGUGCGCUCCUGUGAGUGUCUGAACGGCGCCUCCUGCGUGACCGACGUCAACCUCCCGGCCGGCAGCGGGGCGUACCUGUGUGCGUGUCCCGGCGGAUUCAGGGGGGAGAGGUGUGAGGUGGACAUCGAUGACUGCAAACCCAACCCCUGCAGACUGGGCCGCUGCAUCGACGGGCCCAACUCCUUCUUCUGCAUCUGCCCUCCAGGAAUGACAGGCCACACGUGCAGAGAGGAUCUCGACGAGUGUGCGUCGCAGCCUUGCUUCCCCGGGGUCGGCUGUAACAACACGCUGGGCUCCUUCCUCUGCGGCUCCUGCCCACAAGGCUACAGCGGCGACGGGCAGAGCUGCACCCCAGUCGUCGUCAUCGUCUCUUUGUUCCAAGGUAACGCUGAGCCUGCCGGCACACCGGUCACCACACCAGCGAGAGUGCCGCAGGUUUCCGGCAGAACCAAGCCCUCCGGCCUGUCGCCUUGCGGUAGAAGGCCGUGUCACCCGGGGGUGCAGUGCUUUGAGAGCGCCCACGUGUCCGCCGGCUUCAUCUGUGGACCCUGCCCUCCUGGGCUGCACGGAAAUGGACAAACCUGCGGCAGAAGCUCCACUGCAGGGCAGGGAGCAGCCACCAGCCGAGCAGAUGGGCGAACUCAGAUCACCGAAAUUCCCACCACCUCCUCCUCUUCCUCGUCUUCGUCCUUACCCAGAAGGCACCCUGAUGUGAGGACUAAAACAGUGGCAACCAGGAGAGGGCCUUCCAACGACAGGAGGACCACAGCGAGCCCCCAGAACCAAACCGUCACCGUCCACAGAGCCCAGCCCCGCGGGGAGGAGGUGACUCAUGACCUCACCAUCGGGGUCAAAUGGGGGUCACCGCCUCAUGUCGUGACCUGCGCCGACUCGCCCUGCUUCUCCGGCGUGCCCUGUGAGCCCACCGACACCGGGGCGUUCAAGUGUGGCCGCUGCCCUUACGGAUACACCGGGGAUGGAAUCACAUGCAGAGCUGUGUGCAGGUAUCCGUGUGGGAAGAACAUGGAGUGCACUCUACCAAACACAUGCACCUGCAAGGAGGGCUAUACGGGAUACAGCUGCCAUAUAGCGGUGUGUCGACCUGACUGCAAGAACCAGGGCAAGUGUGUGAAGCCGAAUGUGUGUGAAUGUCCUGUGGGCUACAGCGGGCCCACCUGUGAGGAAGCGAGCUGUGAGCCGCCCUGCCAGCACGGAGGAACCUGCCUGGCCAGAAACCUCUGCACCUGCCCGUACGGAUAUGUGGGACCGCGGUGUGAAAUUAUGGUGUGUAACAGGCACUGUGAAAAUGGAGGCGAGUGCAUUUCUCCCGAUGUCUGCAAGUGCAAACCUGGCUGGUACGGACCCACAUGUAACUCAGCUGUCUGCACCCCUUUCUGUGUGAACGGAGGAACCUGCAUCAAGCCAAACAUCUGCGCCUGCCCCAGCGGCUUCUACGGCUCCCAGUGUCAGAUUGCUGUGUGCAGCCCACCUUGUAAGAACGGAGGUCAGUGCAUGAGAAACAACGUGUGCUCCUGCCCUGAAGGCUACACGGGAAAAAGGUGUCAAAAGAGCGUUUGUGAGCCGAUGUGCAUGAACAAAGGCAAGUGUGUGGGCCCCAACAUGUGCUCCUGUGCCUCGGGGUGGAGGGGGAAGAGGUGUAACAUACCGGUGUGUCUGCAGAAGUGCAAGAACGGCGGCGAGUGUGUGGGACCCAACACCUGCCACUGUCCCGCCGGCUGGGAGGGCCUUCAGUGUCAAACACCCAUCUGUAAGCAGCGGUGCUUGAAUGGAGGGAGGUGUGUCCUACCUGACUACUGCUACUGUCGCAAAGGCUACAAGGGCCUCACCUGCCAAAUAAAGGCUCCACAUGCAUGAUGAAGGCUGAAAAAGCAAUGAAGUGAAAGAGGCUACAAGCUGCACAAAGCAAGAAGAGCACCACAAGGUGUUGUCUGUCUGUGU